Molecule: messenger RNA, 8683 nt
Organism: Physella acuta
Lineage: Eukaryota; Metazoa; Mollusca; Gastropoda; Physidae
Product: rapamycin-insensitive companion of mTOR
Biological process (GO): TORC2 signaling; positive regulation of phosphatidylinositol 3-kinase/protein kinase B signal transduction
Cellular component (GO): TORC2 complex
Molecular function (GO): protein serine/threonine kinase activator activity
Source: RefSeq, a predicted model, not a curated record
ACGAAAAUGGCGACCGGAUCGACUCGCCCGGUCCGAAAUCUGAAAACAGGGCGAUUUCGUGUUCGACACGAAAGUGCUGAAGACGUUGUCAUCAAACUGGAUCACAGCAGAGAUCCAUGUGAAAAUGUCAAAGAAAUAUUGAAGAAUGUUGUUUCUCAAUAUGGUGUUCCUAGUAGCCGUAAAACAGCAUAUCUCAACAGUUUUGUUAAACUAAUAAAACAUAUUGGUUAUGAUGGCAACCUAGGUAUUGGCAUACCAGACAUCAUGGCCUGCUUAGGCGCAUGUCUUCUGAAUGAAGCUAAGCAAGUUCGCACAGCAACAUUGCGAGUUCUACGUUACUUAUUGCCAUUUGGGGAUACUUUAGACACAUUUUUACUCCUACAUUUUGACUUUCUAGUGGCUAGGAGCUUAGAUGUUUGUUUAGAUAAUGAAAUUGAAAGAAUUCAUGCAAUCAAGCUCAUUAGACAGAUAAUCAAAUCUGCACCUCUGAAAUUUCCAAAAUCUUUGCUGUAUGUUAUGGUAUCUAUUGGCAAUGAUGGUGCAAGUGAAAGAGACAGAAUGGUCAGGGUGUCAUUGGAAACCAUAUGUGAAUUAGCUUUUACUAAUGUUGAUCUUGUUGCAAAAUGUGGAGGGAUUCAGACAUUGAUCUGGAACAUUCUGGACUGUCAUCAAUAUCCCAGACUAAAUGAAGCUCUUACAUCCACCAUUAUUUUCCUUCUCAAUCAUCCAAAGACUAGACACUACAUUCGUCCACAGGUGGAUUUAGAGCGCUUACUGGCUCCUUUUACAGACAGUCAUUUUCGCUACAGUGUUGAAGAUGGGAGAAACGAAGAAAGAGAUUCCAGGUUUAUUGCAAGCAAAAUGGCAGUUAUUACUGUUAUGCGAUCGUGGCCAGGGCUGAUACGUUUAUGUCACCCCGAAGGUUCUGGCAUGCAGUCACUGAUAGGAAUAUUAUAUCUUCCUUAUGUAGAAAUUAGGAAAUAUGUUUUAGAAGUGAUCUCAGAUCUAUUUCGUUUAACUCUUCCAAACUGGACAGAAGACUUUGCAUCUGCUUUUCAAAGUGUUGAUCCAAGUGAGAUGAAGGAUGUAUGGAAGUUAACUGAAGGGUUUGUUGCUGAGGAGGGUAGAGCCAUUUUACCCCACAUCUCACAGACAAGGCCAAACUUGAUUGAGAAUCAUCUAGCUCUAUUAUUGUCUGCAUUUUUUACUGCUGGACUUUGUGAGGCACUGAUAGAUGUUGUUAUCACUAGUACUGGGGCCUUAUUUAAUAGAGCUGUUCUUUUGCUGGGAGAGUUGCUUCACAUGGCAAACAGCCUAUUGCCGCAAGAAUGUAUGCACUAUCAUGAGUGUUUGCCUUCACUUAUCUCAAUUGCGUCAUCCAGUGAAACAAACAAAGACAAAAGACAUCAAGCCUACCAGGCUGUAAUGUAUCUGACACGCUUUCACAAAAUGAUGAAGCGAGGGCGGCGUCCUUGCAGUGUAUUUUUAGAUCAACUUUUGCAGCAUGCUGGGAAAAUGUCAGAGGUUACCAGCAAACAUUGGCAUCUGCGGCGUGAGAAGCUUUCUGAGUACUACUUCAAAAAGGUAUCAUGUGAUGAAAUGACAAACCAAGCUAUUAGAGAUUCCUAUGUAGUUUCUACUAAAUCUUAUUCUGACUGGAACUGGUCAAUUAUUGCUGCAAUGUUAAAGUGGCCAGAUGACAAAUUCAAAAAGCUGGAUGACCAGAAUCAUCACAAAUUCAUCAAGCGUCUUCUACACUAUUUCAAACCUGAAAAUGACCUCUUUUCUAAGACAGAUAUUAAUGAUCCCAAUGCUAGAAAAAUGUGUGUUGCUGGAUGUCAUCUUAUUGACUUCCUCUUAUCAUCUACUUCGGAUGAUGUUGAAAAAAUCAUUACAGAACUGUUAUCAGAUAUAGCAGAGAAUUUAAAAGAGUUGACCAAACUGAAUGUUCCUGUUGAUGAAAAUGCCAUGUUUGGGUCAAAGCGUAUACAUGAGAAGCUGUGUAGAUACUACUUUCUUUUUAUUGGACGAUUUUCUGCAACAAAAAAAGGCUGUGUUUAUUUAGAGAAGACUGGGAUAAUACAGACCCUGUUAGAAAUGAUGUCACCUUCGACCAACAUUAUCUAUGUCAAGUUAGCUAUAUCAGCUCUUAACUUUUCUAUCGAGGGUUCAACAAGGCCUAUUCUUUCUAAAGCACUAACAGCAACACAAGAUGUGUGUCGAUUGUAUGCAACCAAGAUGCUGCGUGUGUUGAUGAGAGCUGGGACAACAGGUUUCAGUCACUGGGGGAUUGAACUUCUCAUCACCCAGCUGUAUGACCAGGAGAAGAGUAUUGCCAUGUCAGCCAUUAAUAUUUUAGAUGAAGCUUGUGAUAAUGAGGAAAACCUGAAGAGUUUAAUUAAACUGCGCCCAUCACUUUUACAUUUGGGUGAAAAGGGUGUUAUGCUACUGACAAGAUUUGUGUCCACCAUUCAAGGCUUUCGAUCACUUAAUGAUGCCAACUUUAUUUCUACACAACUAGAACAAUGGCACAAGACUUUUAAUGAACAGUAUGUUGAUAUAGUGGAAGAAAUGUUAAAUGAAGCCUUGACAACAUACGAAAAGACUUUUACUGGCUCAUGUCCAAGGCGCUCUAUACUUAAGGGACCUAAGAAAGAUGUGUUUCUACCCACCCACCUCUAUGGCCAGUUAACCAUGCAUGAAGAGGGUCUGGAAUUUUUACACAAACAGGAAUGUAUAGAAGAAUAUUUCAACUGCAUCCUGAAUCAGGUUCUGAUGAACAGCAAAGAUAUUAAAACAUUAAAAGUAGCACUGUGGGCAGUGGGUCAUAUAGGUUUAUCUUGUGAGGGACUAGCCUGGCUGGAGUCUAAGAAUGUUAUCCCAGAGAUCAUUCGAUUGGCUGAGGAGAGUGGUGUUUUUUCCAUCAGAGGUACAUCAUACUUUGUGUUGGGGCUUAUAGCCUGCACCCGUAAAGGAACUGAUAUACUGAAUGAGUUAGGAUGGGAAUCCAGAUGUCACACACGCAAGGAAAUGUUUCCUGUAUUGGAUCAAGAUGGUUGGAUGCAUGGACCAAUGGAAGAGGCUUUGUUUAUAAGUGAUAGGAUAGCAUCCAGUGUUGUCCACAGUGAGAGUAACCGCCUCUCUUCCAUGGGGAGCAUGGGCCUUUCUUUGAUCCAGGAGGAAACGUUCAUGCGGACCUCCACCAUCUCCAGUAACUCUAAGCCAUUUGGUGAUAUAGGCCUUAAGAACUCCAGAGAUCCCUUGUUGAGACACUCAGCUGAAAUAGGUUUUGGUCAUGGUACUUUACCUCCGUACACCUCUCCCCCUAGCCUAACUGUGCCUAAUGCUUCACGCAGCCAAAAUUUGCCUUACGAAUCAGAACAGUUUGUCAGGUUCCCAUCUAUGCCUGCUAGGUCAAGGUCAGAAAAAAUCAUUCCAAAAAAACAAGAACUUCGACCUCGUGCUCAAACAGGUGAUAAAACAACGCUCUCUAACUCGCGUAGUGUUUCCUCUCACAAGUACGAGUCGGUACCAUUAAACAUAGACUCUGUCCAUGUGGAGGACCUGACACCACGACCCUCCAGUGAAAUGAAUAAAGAGAGGAAAUCUUCCUCCAGAGACUCCAUUCAACUUUUGGCCUCGCCCAUCGUCAAACUCAGGACUAGCUCUGACGAGGAUUCCGCCAUUCUCUCAGACAACUGUGAUUCCCAGUCCAGUGAUAACGCUCAAGUUGCAGGUGCUGCAACCAACCCAGGCUCAUCCCAGAACGGCACUGUAGAUUCUCUGGGCGCUGAAGAUGCGACCAACAAACAUAUUUACACAGCCCACAACAAUUCUAACAAAGACGUCGUCAGUUUUAAAAUCGGCUCCGGCGGCUCUUCUCUGCUCAGUAACAAAGACAGCAGUAGUAGCGAGAGCUCGAACCGCAGUAAGAGUAGAGGAAGCAGUUUCAACACGACAGACACUAGCGGGGUUGGGUCCUGUGAAUCUAACCCCACCCCAGCGCCUUGCUGUAAUAUAUCCUCAGCCCUCACACCCAUCCCAAGCUCAUCUUCUCUUUCCACCCUUGCUCCACCUUCAGCGCUGGUUGAACAGCCACAGAAGGAAUCUGUUCACCCUUCAGUGUUGCAGCGCAGCCUUUUUAAACUGUCUCGCAUACCUAGCGCUAAAAGACGCUCUGCCUCCCCUGCACUGGGGAUAGCAAAUAAUGGAGGUCAGACAUUCACAUCACAGAGGGAUGUGUUGGGGUACGCUGCACUGAGGAACAUCAAGCGCCAGAGGACCUACAGCUCUGAGGUGGAUGGGGAAACAUUGAAUCAUUUAGAGGCUCCAACAUUGCACCGCACCAUAAGCCAAGAUUCUGAGCUUAGUGUGGAAAGUAACAUGUGGCUAAGUAUCAGAAGAAAUGUGAGCAGUAUAUCAUUACAAGAUCAAGAUGUGCCCUCUUCACCCAUCUCCACCCUCAACAGAGCUGCCUUUAAACCAUUAUCUCCUGGUAAUAGGUUUAUUGGGAUCACCCUACCUGUUGACAUCAAAAUGAUUUUUGAGGUUAUAGAGGGUGAAGAUAAAAGAACAUCAACAGCUGCUGGCCUUAAAUCUGUGAUAUCAGGAGAAUCAGGUGGUAUUCCAAUGUCAGUUCCACCCUUAAAGAAAGAAGUAUCAUUUGAACACAACAACGAUAUUUGCUUGCUUUGUAAUAGGUACAGAACAAAGGUCAUCUCCAGUUCCAAUAGACGAGCAAGCCUCUCUGGCACACAAGAUGGAGUAGAAACUAAAGCUGAACAUUCUCAGGGUUUAUCAGAGUUCACAGGCAGCAGGGGAGGGAGCUUGAACGACCACUCAUCCUCCGCAACUCCUGGCAGCCAGACAAGCAGCUCAAGUACACAUGAAUUAGCCAAAAAGUUGACAGAAGACAGUGAAGAAGGGAGGGAACUUAUCAGGCUAGAAGUGAUGCGGCUGAUUGUCAACCUUGGCAGCUCUGUUGGCUUGAAAGGUUCUGAGACUGGGUUAUUGAGCUUGAAGCAGCGCUUCCCCAAGUGUUUCCAGAGCGUUUGCUUCUACUCUGAAGUUUGCCAUCUCUUGUCAACCUAUUCAUAUCGCCUUCUUGCUAGAAGAUUUAUUCAAGAAUUGUUUGAUGAGUUGGACACUAUAGGGCUGAUGGAAAUUCCGUGCAAGUUUUUGGGUAUUGAACUAGACACCAGUCCACACAUGGCACCCAUUAGGCAAGACAGCUUAGAUGAAUUUCAAGACUUCUCUUUUUCCUGAUGCUUAUUGAAUGUUUAUGGAGUUUUAGGCAUAGUUAAUGGCUUUUUUUUUUUAGCUUGAUGAAGCUAGAAUUAUACACACAAAAAACGAGUCAAAAGAAUGUGAUUUUAAAAAAAAAGAAUGUUUUGAUGGUUGUUUCUACCUGCACUUAAUUAUCUAUAAAUAUUGUAUAGGAUAUAAUGUACACCUGCGCCAGGUUUUCUUUUUGGGGGGAUUUGUAAAUAUAAAUUGGUAAUGCGUAUAUUAUAGAAUGUUGUAUUGGAUUAUCUUUGUAAUGAAGUGCCAUAGUUUUGUGUUAUCCCUGACAAAAAUAUCUGAAUCUAAUACUUUACUAAAUUACUAUGAUGCUUUGUUAAGGUACUGUAAAUAAUUAUUAAAUGUUAAGGUUAGACAUGGUGUCAGUGCAGUCAGCUGGCCAAAAUCAAAACAAUGUGAUGAGAGCAGUCAUAUUUAUUUGUCUUGUCACUUGGAACUGAUGUAUUGGAUUUAAUAAACCAGAAAAGGUCUUUCAAUGAAAAGUAAUUAUGUAACAAUACCGUUAUUUAUUUAUUUGUUUCAAGUUUUGAGAAAAGAAUUUAUCAUUCAAGGAUUUAUUAUUCAGAUAAAUUAUUUGUCUCAAUAAUGUACAGUAUUUUUUUUCCUAUACACUAGAAACUUGUAUAUUUUGUUUUGAUUUGUGUUUUUUUUAGAGAUCAUUUAUGUAAUGGCUACAGAUGCCCAAACACAGUGUUAUGUUUUAAUGUAUGGACUGCAGGUCCAACAGUUCUAAUGUAUAGAGUACAGACACACAAACACUGUUGUAACUUUUUCUGCAUUGUGUGGCUCUCUGUAUAUGAAGUGUGUAGGCUACAGACACUACUAACACUGUUGCUAAGUCUUAUUGUGGUCAGUUAUAGCCCAGAGAAUCUCUAGAGGCUUGUUCAGUAAUGCAAACACACUAUGAACCAGUUGUAUGCAUUCAGCUAUUCUAUUCAGUCAACUAACUGUAAGCUAAUGCUCUCACAAUAUUACUGCGAUUACACUUGUUGUAGUUUAUCAAGACUAAUGCCACUGCAACAAGUUACACCUCUGCUAUUCUACAUGUAACCCACCCCCCAAAAAAUUAGUUGUUUGUGUCUCUGCAUCUGUUUGUUUGGUUAGUCUUUAAGCACUAUUUAAGGUUCAUUUUAAUUGUGCUGUUUCAGAAUUUAGAAAUUAUGUAACUGUUAUCAUGUUUCUGUAGAAUAUUUGUCUGAAAUAUGAUUUUGGAUUUACUAUCACACAUCUGUUAACUAACAUUUUUUUAGAAACAUUCAUCAAUUCUUAUGGGUUCCAUUUAUUUUUGAGUGGAUCUCAAAAUGAUCGGAAUGGCAAAAAUAUGGAGCGUAAAACAUCAACUUAAUUGGAGUUUGUUUAUGGAUUUUUUUUUACAAAUAAUACCACUAACUUUCGUAAUUCAGUAAAUAUUUUUUGACACUGUUAAAGAGAAAUUGCAGAGAUAAGUCUGUAAACAAAUGAUAUGCUAAAUCAAGAAUUAUCUGUAUCAUUUAUGUAUACAUUUCAUCAUGCAUCUGCACAAACAUUUCAAUUUAACUUGUGAAUGCAAAAUUUCAUCGCAGCACAUUAAAGAAUUAAUGGUUGUCUACUUUCAACAUCAAAUACAGAAAUUUGUCAUUAUUCCCUUUAACAGGCAUUUAGAUAAUUUACAUAGGAUUUUAGAUUGCAUUAUAAGUUUAUAAAUGUGUACUUUUUUUUAUCAUUAACAUCUCACAUAGCUACUUAAAGUUUGUUUGUGUAGAAAUGAGAGUAUAUUAUGUUGUAUGCAACACUUUUUUUUCUGGUGAACUCACUGAAGCGCCACAUUGUUUUUGUUAUUUCUCUUGUACUGGGUUGAGUGUGUAAUCAUUUUUGCCACAUCAUUAUUGCUUUAACUUUAGUUCUACUGUAUUGGAUAGAGUUCACCAGAAAAAGAUAUGAAAGUAAUUAAUAAGAAAUUUUAAAAAUCAUCAUUUUGAAAUACAUACUAAAAUCACAUUUGAAUUUACCAUGAAUAAUGAGUUUCUGCUACACUGUAUUUAUAUUGUAUGAAUGUUGCCUUUAAAGAGCAUUUUAGUGAGCCAAUAUGAAUAAUUUAUGUAAAAAUGUGUAUAUAUACAAAGCUAAUUAAACCUGUUUUAAGGUAAUUUCCUUGUGAUUAAUUUAAGAACGAAAGAUUUGUGUCCUCUAUUCAUUGACAAUGUAUUGUUGUUGUUGUAUUCAAAUGCGGGCUCACCUUAUAAAGUUGACAAUACUCUAGAGUUUACAGGACUUGUAAAAAUCAAACUUUUGCUAAUACAACGACUUAGAAGUAUUUCAUUUUUACAUCUUGCACUAGUAUAUUGAUCUGUUGAAUAGUUACCUUUUUACACAAUCACUUUGGAAAUGUUAAUAUAAGUGAAAAAACUUCUUGGUAGUGUAACAAAAUGAAAUCACUCGGUAGUGUGGAAUGACUCUUUCAAUGACUCUUUGACAAGUUACGAUGAAAACAUUGAACUUAAAUUUGAAACCAAGUACUGGCUCUAUGAAGUAUUUACUGGUUACAUUUUUGGGAUUAAAAAAAUAUUAAAAUGUUCUCCUGUUGCAAAUUUUAGAAAUAUGAUCCUCUAUUUUAUCUGUGUAGCUUAAUUUUUUUUAUACUAAAAAUAAAAUAAUGGACACACUUUGCAUUCAGAUUUUAUGUCUGACUUAACCUAUCUGUGUUCUUUAACUCAAAAUUGAUUUUGGAUGUGCCUUAUAUAGUAUUUAUAAAAGUGUAUAGAUAACACAAUUUCAUCUUUGAAUCAGUGAAACAUCAAACUUUUUUUUUGUUAAGACGAUCCAAAAAGAAAUUUUUGUACAAAUUUGAUUUGUGCACUCCAAUGCAGCAUCAUUUGUAUUUAUCAAAUAAUUUCCUUUUCUCUUUCUAAUUCCAAGUGAAUUUUUGUUAUAUUCAUUAAAAAUAGGUUGAAUAUUUGUUUAAUUUUUAAACAUCUUAACAUCAAUAUUAUUUCUUGAAUUAAACAGCAUUUUGCUAACUUACUUGCAUGUAAGAGAAAAGUAAUGUGGCUUAAUAUGGCCUAUAUUUUUUACUAUACCUUAAACUUAAAACAUUUUUUUUUUAAAAUUUAGUUUGCUUGGAUAAGAGAAGGGAUUUGUUAAAUACUUUGGUGGUCAAAUGACAAAAAUAAAUAAUCAUUAGAAACUUAAAAUUAAAUAGAGGAAAGAUUUUGAUCUCAUACUGUCACUGUCACUAUGUAUUCUCACUUGUUAAUGUCCAUAGUCUGCUGGUUGCUUGUUGAAGUAUGAGCAACUGCAGUACAACUGUGUACACAAUUUUAGGACAACUUGUUCCAAUGUGUUUGUGGAUGAAUUUGACUGUAUUUUACACUAGUGAUUUAUGCAGUAUAAAUAUUUCUCAAAA